CGCGCGGAGUGGCUGCGGCAGUCAGGCAGUGCGUCUCAGGCAGCCAGCAGCGAGCGAGUGGUGCCGACUGACUGCGCUUCGGCCGUGCAGGCAUGGGUGCGGAAACGACGGGACCUCCGUGGACUGCGUCGCCGCGGCCCGGGAACUGAGUCCGCCGUCGUAGGCCUCUACGCGCUGUCCCCGCCCAACGCCAUGAAGCGCGCCGAGGCCGCCGCCGUCGCCGAGGAGGGCAGGGAAGCCGAGGCCGCCGCCAGCGGUGACGGAGGCAAGCAGGCCGAGGCCGCCGUCAGGGAAGGCCAUGGCCCGGGGGCCGAGGACGUCAACGGAGAGGAGGCUGAGGACGUCCGCGCGGAUGCCGCCACCCUGGCCGAAGAGGAGGCGGUUCUCAGGCAGGACGAGGGCGACGACGUCCCCACGGAGCAGGCCGAGCAGGAGAGGCUGUACAGUGGAGCGAACGGCGGCGUCGAGAAGCCGUCGCUGCCGGCGGAGAAGUUCGACUUCUGGGCGCUGCCGCUGCGCGCCAAGCUGCGCUACAUCCGGAAGAACGUCACGGUGGAGCCCAUGCUGGCCAUGUUCACCAUCCCCAGCGUGCUGGCCAGCCUGGCCACGCAGAACCUCAACCUGGAGAAGGCCUGCCGCGUCAACCUGCGCUACGACGACGUGGUCUGCGACGCCCUCACGGCACGCAUGACCGCCAACUACACCCUGGAGGAGACCGAGGUCCAGAAGCUGACGGCCACCAUGGCGGGCUGGAAGGCCUUCAUCCAGAGCUCGCUGCCCGCCCUGCUGCUGCUGUUCGUGGGCUCCUGGUCGGACCGCCACGGGCGCCGCAAGCCCUGCAUGCUGCUGCCCAUCGUGGGCGAGCUGCUCACCAGCCUCGGCCUCCUCGUCUGCACCUACUUCUUCCACGAGCUGCCCCUCGAGGCGGCCACGUUCACCGAGGGCGUGUUCCCCGCCAUGACGGGCGGCUGGACCACGAUGCUCAUGGCCGUGUUCACGUACACCGCCGACGUGACCACCGAGGCCGAGCGCACGUUCCGGGUGGGCAUCGUCAACCUGUGCUUCUGCCUCGGCAUCCCCAUCGGCAUGGCGCUGUCCGGCGUCGCCUACCGCCUCAUCGGGUUCUACGGCGUGUUCUCGCUGUCGGCCAGCAUGUACGUCUGCAGCUUCUGGUGGGGCUACACGCAGGUCGCGGAGGAGCCCCGAAAGUGGGCGGGCGACGGGCCGCCGCCCCACGGCGUCCUGGGCUUCCUCAAAGACUUCUUCGACGUGCGGCGUCUGCUGGAGACGGUGCGCGUCGUCUUCAAGAAGGGCGAGAACAACCGGCUCGUCAAGGUGGUGCUGCUCAUGUUGGUGGUCAUGAUGGUCAUCGGUCCCAUGCACGGUGAGCACACUGUGUUGUACCUGUUCCUCCGACUUCGGUUCAACUGGGACGAGCUGAACUUCAGCUUCUUCGAAACUUACACCGUCGUCGUGAACCUCGUGGGCACCAUGCUGGCCGUGGGGGUGCUCAGCGCGGUGCUCAAGAUCGAGGACAGCCUCAUCGGCAUCAUGUCCUGCGCGUCCAAGAUCCUGGCCGGCUUCAUCUACGCCUUCGCCACCACCGUCGGCGUGCUGCUCAUCGCCCCGCUCGUGGACUUCAUGAACGGCACGUCCUUCAUCGCCAUGAGAUCCAUGUCCUCCAAGCUGGUCCCCAGCGAAGAGCUCGGCAAAGUGAAUUCCCUGAUCGGGGUGUGCGAGGCCAUGAUGCCCGUGGUGUGCGGCCCCAUGUACUCCAAGGUGUACCGGCUCACCAUGCAGGACUGCCCGGGCGCCUUCUACCUGGUCGGGGGCGCCAUCACCUUCCCCGCCAUCUUGAUAUUUGGCUGGUUCUACUACGAAUCAAGGAAGUGCCGCCGGAAAAAAGCGCCACCUUAGUCGAAUCGACGAGGCGAUUUUGAACAGUGCGUGCAUAAGAUAAUUGUACUUCAUUCAAAUCCGACGGACUCGAAAUCUAACGUUAGGACAAAUAUAUUAUUAUUGCGAUCGA
This is a messenger RNA of Thrips palmi, 2029 nucleotides long. RefSeq names its product proton-coupled folate transporter-like. Gene Ontology annotation, molecular function: transmembrane transporter activity. Bases 193 to 1917 code for a protein of 574 amino acids. The record is from RefSeq and is a predicted model, not a curated record. Gene Ontology annotation, biological process: transmembrane transport. The transcript has 11 exons. Lineage: Eukaryota; Metazoa; Arthropoda; Insecta; Thysanoptera; Thripidae. Gene Ontology annotation, cellular component: membrane.